GUGUUUCGCUGAUGUUUUAACUACUUUCUGGUGUAUUGUGUUGUACAGUGCGCUAACAGGAGCUGGACUUAGUGUUCUCUGAGUAUGAAUACAGCAUGAGGAGGCGUUUAGAGGAUCAGGAGCCAGUGUUCACCCCACAACAACGCCGCCUUCCUGGCAGCGCCGAGGGCUUCCAGCAUAGGGUUCUUGCCCCGGCGCCCGCCAUAUUUGAGGCUGUGACUGACGCCAUGCAGCCUACUCCAGGAAUACAGUACCCUGUUCCUCAGGGGUAUCAGGUGCCCAAUGUGGCACAAAGCUCAAGUGGUCAUGGUCACACUCCUAGCCCAGCGGUCCACAGCGGGGCUCACCUUCACGGCCCUGCGGUCCAAUCCCACGGCCCAGCGCCAGUGCAAGGCCAAGGCCAAGGCCAUGCCCAUGCACACCCACCCACCCCCUCUGCAUCUGCACAGGGACAGCAGCAGUUCCAGAGACUCAAGGUAGAGGAUGCCCUGUCUUACCUGGACCAGGUGAAGUUGCAAUUUGGCAGUCAGCCACAGGUCUACAAUGAUUUCUUGGACAUCAUGAAAGAGUUCAAAUCUCAGAGUAUUGACACCCCAGGCGUAAUCAGCAGGGUGUCCCAGCUCUUUAAGGGUCACCCUGAUCUCAUUAUGGGGUUUAAUACAUUUCUUCCACCGGGGUACAAGAUUGAAGUUCAGACCAAUGACCUGGUUAACGUGACCACACCCGGUCAGAUCCACCACAUCACACCUCACGGCAUCUCUGUGCAGAACAUCCCCACUGGACCGGCGCCACAGCACCAGAACCAGACAUCUACAAACCCCACCAGCACGGCUUCAACGCCACCCACCCUGCCCACACCGAAAAGCAAGCCGUUGCAGUCUCCGGCUCUGACUCCAAGCAGUCACCCCAAUCCGUCCAUCCCGCCGUACGCUUCCCCACGGUCACCCCCGCCGCAGCCCCUCACCCCCAUCAGCAGUAUGCCCUCCGCCCCGCCGCUGCAGAACAAUCAGCCUGUGGAAUUCAACCACGCCAUUAACUACGUCAACAAGAUUAAGAACCGCUUCCAGGGCCAGCCCAACAUCUACAAGUCCUUCCUCGAAAUCCUGCACACAUACCAGAAGGAACAGCGUAAUGCUAAAGAAGCGGGCGGGAGCUACACACCGAGCCUGACAGAGCAGGAGGUUUACGCUCAAGUAGCUCAGCUCUUCAAGAACCAGGAAGAUCUUCUAUCGGAGUUCGGCCAGUUCCUGCCAGACGCCAACAGCUCUGUGUUGCUGGGCAAGACAACGGCGGAGAAGGCCGAAUCCGUGCGUAACGAUCACGGCGGAACGAUCAAGAAACCACAGCUCAAUAACAAGCAGAGGCCCAAUCAGAACGGUUGCCAGAUCCGCAGACAUUCGACUACAGCUGUCACUCCACCUGUGAAGAAAAAGCCUAAGUUAUUGAAUCUCAAAGAUUCAUCUGUGGCCGACAGCAGCAAACAUGGAGGAACAGAGACUCUUUUCUUUGACAAAGUGAGGAAAGCCUUGCGGAGUGCUGAGGCCUUUGACAACUUUGUACGCUGCCUGGUCCUUUUUAACCAAGAGAUUAUUUCACGUGCUGAGCUGGUUCAACUUAUGGUUCCCUUCCUGGGCAAAUUUCCUGAGCUGUUUACCUGGUUUAAGAACUUCCUUGGCUACAAGGAGAUAUCACACAUGGAGACAUACCCUAAAGAACGAGCGACUGAGGGAAUCGCCAUGGAAAUUGACUAUGCCUCAUGCAAACGUCUGGGCUCAAGUUAUAGAGCUUUACCCAAGAGCUACCAGCUGCCCAAAUGUACUGGCAGAACACCACUCUGUAAAGAGGUGCUGAAUGAUACUUGGGUUUCCUUCCCCUCCUGGUCUGAGGACUCUACUUUCGUCAGCUCAAAGAAGACUCAGUAUGAAGAGCACAUGUACAGAUGUGAGGAUGAGCGGUUUGAGUUGGAUGUUGUCUUGGAAUCAAACCUGGCCACCAUUCGAGUUCUAGAGUCGAUUCAGAAGAAGCUGUCUCGGAUGUCUGCAGAAGAGCAGGCGAAAUUUCAGCUGGACAGCAAUCUGGGCGGCUCCUCUGAGAUCAUCCAUCGAAAAGCCAUUCAGAGGAUAUAUGGAGACAAAGCUCUGGAUAUCAUCGACGGGCUGAAGAAGAACCCAGCAGUGUCUGUGCCCAUCAUACUCAAGAGGCUUAAGCUGAAAGAAGAAGAGUGGCGUGAAGCUCAACGGGGUUUUAACAAGAUCUGGAGAGAGCAGAAUGAGAAAUAUUACCUGAAAUCUCUCGACCAUCAAGGCAUUAACUUCAAACAGAAUGACACUAAGGUUCUGCGCUCUAAAACGCUUCUCAACGAGAUUGAGAGCAUCUUUGAUGAGCGGCAGGAACAGUCUUCGGAGGACAGCAGCAUGCCCCCUAGUGGCCCUCACAUAACACUUACCUAUGAAGACCACCAGAUCCUAGAAGACGCGGCAGCUUUGAUCAUCCACCACGUGAAACGCCAGAGCAGCAUCAACAAAGAGGAAAAAUACAAGAUCAAACAAAUCAUCUACCAUUUUAUCCCCAGCAUGCUCUUUUCCCAGCGGGGGGUGCUUUCGGAUGCCGAGGAAGAGGAUGAUGAAGAAGACAUGGACCUUGACGAGGGAGCAUCAAAGAAGCACAACGGGCUAACGGGAGGAGUUGGUGGCAGCCCGACAAAGUCCAAACUGCUCUUUAGCUCGACCACGGCUCAACGACUUCACUCCUGCGAGGAUGCAUACAAUCUGUUCUUCGUGAAUAAUAACUGGUAUAUAUUUCUCCGGUUGCAUAACACGCUGUGUUCGCGGCUGCUGCGGCUCUACACGCAGGCCGAACGGCAGAUCGAAGAGGACCUGAGAGAGCGCGAGUGGGAGAAGGAGGUGCUCGGACUCAAACGGGACAAAAAUGAAAAUGCCGCCAUUCAGCUGCGUCUGAAGGAGCCCAUGGAUGUCGAAGUGGAGGAUUAUUACUCUGCGUUUCUAGAGAUGGUGCGUAAUCUGUUGGAUGGGAAUAUGGAGGCGUCACAGUACGAAGAUUCUCUCCGAGAGAUGUUCACCAUUCACGCCUACAUUGCCUUCACCAUGGACAAACUCGUCCAGAACAUUGUCAGACAGCUCCAGCACAUAGUGAGUGAAGAGAUUUGUGUUCAGGUGACAGAACUGUACCUGAAUGAAAGCAGUCACUCUGCCACAGGUGGAUCUCUGCUAACUCAGAGCAGCAGAGCAGUGGCUGAAGCAUCUUACCAGCGCAAAGCAGAGCAGCUCAUGUCUGACGAAAACUGCUUUAAGUUGAUGUUUAUGAAGAACCGAGGAAACAUUCAGCUGACAGUUGAGCUGUUGGACACAGAAGAGGAGAAUUCAGAUGAGCCUGUGGAGAUAGAGCGGUGGUCCGAUUACGUCAUGCGUUAUCUGUCGGCUGAUUUCACCUCUCCAGACCUGAGGGAUCAUCUGGCCCAGAAGCCUGUGUUUCUGCCAAGGAACCUACGGCAGAUCCGUAAGUGUCAGCAUGGCCGUAAGUCUCAGGAGAAAGAGGCGAAGGAAGGAGGCAGAAAGGAGAACCCAGAGAGCAUGAGGAUGGAGUGCAUGUUCAAACUGAACUCCUACAAGAUGGUGUAUGUCUUUAAAUCAGAAGAUUACAUGUACAGACGCACAGCACUGCAGAGAGCCCACCAGUCUCAUGAGCGCGUCAGCACGCGCUUACACCAGCGGUUUCAUGCGUGGACUCAGCGAUGGGUGAAGGAGCAUGUGACCAGAGACAUGGCUGCUGAAACCAGCAGGUGGUUGAUGGGAGAAGGGCGGGAGGGACUGUUGCCCUGCUCCACCACCUGUGACCCUGAAAUCCUUCACUUCCAGCGUGUUAAUAAAUACAGAGUCAAGUACGGCAGUGCAUACAAGAGCCAGUGACAUCAGCAAACAGGGCGGAGUGAGGAGCGUAGCUUAGAGAUCACAUGCCAGGGCCAAUCUAAACUGUCAAAUUUGUCCUGUGGCAGUGACAUAUACACAACAUUUUUUUAACAGUGUUUGUUUUUUGUUUUUUUUUCUUUUUAUACAAGCUGUUCAGCAUAAGCGCAUUUCCCCCAGUGCCAAAACACGAAGCUAAUGACCUGUCAGUCAAACUCAGUCUGGACCAAUCAGCACAGCUCUUAAAGCAGACAGCCCACUCACCUGAUAUAUCUUAUUCGUUCUGUAACACUAAAAAGCCGGUUGAGGAUAAAGUGUGUUCCACUGGUUUUGAUAGUGUUAAUAAUAUUCAAAGGCAGCAGAUCUUACUAAAUCUGUGGUAGAAGAGAUGACGUGUCUGAAUGAGAUGCGUCACUGUAAUGACUUUUUAUGAAAACAGAAAACAUGUUCCUAGUUUUGGGAUAAGUGCACUUAACUUGGGAGCGAGAGAUUUAUUCGACCACAUUUCAGAGGAGAGCAAGUAUUUAAGGUGGAAAAAAAAUGUAAUAUUAGAGUGAACAAAUACAAUUUUUAUUGAAAAAGGCAACAAAAAAAAAAAAAAAAAGAGUCGGCAAUAAAGAUCUAUCGGUAUAGAAUUGGUAAACACACUUAUGUCUGCACAGUACACCAGCUUACAUCGAGCAUACAUGUGAACCACAAACACACACAAUUCACCACUUUUGUAAAUAAAGUGUAAAUAUCGCCAGACCUUUUUUAUGCCAGAUGUGCGUGUUGUGUUUAGUGCUUUAGUGUGGCAUUAUGGGAGAAUGAUGCUGGAAUCCAUGUGGGAAACGAUGAAAAAUGCAAGAUGGUUUAUAACCAUUUUUACCAAAGGGAGUUCAUUAUUAAAGGGAUAGUUUGCCCAAAAAUAUAAAUUCUGUCAUUUACUCACUCCUGUUUCAAGGACAUGUUGGACUAAAUGGCAUCCUCAGUCACCUUUCAUUUUCAUUUCAUGGGAAAAUAAUGCAAUGAGAGUGAAUGGUGAUGAGUUUUGAGUGACAUGAGAAGUAAAUGACAGAAUUGUCAUGUUUAAGAGAGCUAUUCCUUUAAGGUUGGGGUUUAUUUUUGUUUUCUUUCUCCUUUGUGUGUUUUCUUUGUUUUCUUAGUUAAAUGUUAAUUUCGAAAAGUAGAAAUGUAUCCAGGUUCUUGUUUUUGAAAUGGAAGAUUUUAUAAGAAAAAAAAAAAUCAUUUUAAUUUUUGAAGUUUGAAUAUGGAUCUCGUUUUCUGUACACUUUUAUCACUUGACAGUUUUGGGAAAAUAAAUCUUCAGCUGUGUCCUCUGGCAAAUACACAACUCUAUGAAUGUAAAGGUCUUUAUCGUUGUCAGAUGUUUCAGUCUUCACUCUGGAUAGAUUUCUGCUGGACAAAUAUAAAUAUAAAUAUCUAUACACAUUUUAAAAAUGAGUCAAAAUGCAUGUCUUUUCUGUGGAUCAUUAUAGACCCUUUAUUUGCAUAUUAUUUAAAUGAAUAAAAAUUACAUUUGUA
Xyrauchen texanus (razorback sucker) is the source of this 5447-nucleotide messenger RNA. Its product is annotated as paired amphipathic helix protein Sin3a-like. The coding region runs from base 96 to 3926 and encodes 1276 amino acids. Gene Ontology annotation, cellular component: chromatin. Lineage: Eukaryota; Metazoa; Chordata; Actinopteri; Cypriniformes; Catostomidae. Gene Ontology annotation, molecular function: transcription corepressor activity. The transcript has 21 exons. Gene Ontology annotation, biological process: negative regulation of transcription by RNA polymerase II. The record is from RefSeq and is a predicted model, not a curated record.